Molecule: messenger RNA, 3528 nt
Organism: Amyelois transitella
Lineage: Eukaryota; Metazoa; Arthropoda; Insecta; Lepidoptera; Pyralidae
Exons: 7
Coding region: 72-3431 (1119 amino acids)
Source: RefSeq, a predicted model, not a curated record
UGUUUGGAUAGCGGCAGUUGUAACUCCGCAACCUUGACGAAGUGUCGUGUGGUAUUUGAUUGUAAAUUAAUAUGGCACAAGUUAAAAUAAGCGAUGGUGUUAUAGAGGGGGAAUACUUGAAAAAUGAGUUUGGGGGGAAUUUCUAUAGUUUUAAAGGCAUCCCUUACGCUGCACCGCCUGUUGGAGACCUAAGAUUCAAGGCACCACAGCCAGUCAUACCAUGGAAUGGAGUAUUCAAAGCCACCCAAUUGGGACCUAAGUGUUACCAAAUAUUUGACCUCUUCACAGGGCAAUUUCAACCCUCAGGCAGCGAAGAUUGCUUGUACCUUAACGUGUACACUCCAGAAAUUAAACCCGCCAAACCUCUUCCUGUAAUGGUGUACAUCCAUGGUGGAGCCUUCGUAUGUGGAAGUGGGGAUGACGACAUUUAUGGACCCGAAUUCCUGGUCAGACAAGGAGUCAUUCUCGUCACAAUCAAUUACAGGCUAGACGCACUCGGAUUUUUGUGUCUAGACACAGAAGAAAUUCCAGGCAAUGCUGGCAUGAAGGAUCAAGUGGCGGCUCUUAGAUGGGUCAACAAAAAUAUCGCUAAUUUCGGAGGAGAUCCAAACAACGUAACGAUUUUCGGCGAAAGCGCUGGCGCAGCGAGUGUAUCUUUUCACUUGAUCUCGCCCAUGUCCAAAGGACUAUUUCGAAGGGCUAUUGCGCAAAGUGGAGCAGCUAUUUGUCCAUGGGCAACUAACUUCCAACCACGCGACAGAGCUUUACUUCUAGCAAGAAAACUCGGCUCGAAUUCCGAAGACGAUAAUGAACUGAAUAAAUUUUUCAAAUCGGUACCUGUGUGGUCCCUAUGCGGACACUCAUUUCAAUUACCGAUAGUCACAGGUGAAACUCAAAAAUCUGGAAUAUAUUUUAAUAUUGUAAGUGAAAAAAAGUUUGGGAACAACGAAAGAUUUUUCUAUGAUGACCUGUAUAAAGCAGCGCGUACUGGCAUUCAUGAAGAUGUGGAAGUUAUGACCGGGUUUACAGAACACGAAGGCUUUAUAAUGAUUGCAAAUAAUCCAAUAGGUGAAACUUGUGACAAAAUUAUUGCAUUUGUCGAUUACCUUGCGCCAAAAGAUAUAAGAAACAAUUGCAAGCUAGCUGACGUGAUAGAUGUUUCAAAGAGUAUCAAAAAGUAUUACUUUGGAAAUCAAGCCCCGUCUGAAGAAAAUUGGGAAAUAAUCAAUGAUAUCGCUGGUUUUGAGUCGUUUAAAUAUGGUGUUAUACAAUCUGCAAAAUUCAGUGCAUAUCAGAAUAAGAAAACGUAUCUUUACAAGUUUACUUGUAAAUCUGAAAGGAAUAUAUUUGCUCAAAUUCUUGGCGUUGGUAAACUUGUUGGUGACAAGGCUGUGACGAGUCAUGUCGAUGACCUUGCUUAUCUAUUCCCUGAAAAAAUAUUAGAUCAUCAACCAAUUAAAGAUUCUACAAUGAAAAUGAUUGAUAAUAUAACUAGACUUUGGACGAAUUUUGCUAAAUUCGGAAAUCCCACUCCCGACGAGAGUCUGGGCGUUCGAUGGGAGCCCUAUACUCUGCAAACCCAGAAGUAUCUGAACAUUGGCAACUCCUUGGAAAUGGGUGAACAACCGGAUAAAGCAGAAUCGGACUUCUGGGAAAGUUUUCACAGGAAAUAUGUUCCUGAUCAACUGUUAGAUGAAUCGUCGUGGUUAUCUUCUAUGAAUGUUGAAGUUAAAUAUUCAGACUCUAACAGGAAUGCAAAUCUUAUCAGCGUUAGUGGACAGACAUCUACACUUUUUAAUUCAUUCAAAAUGGUACAAGUGAAAAUAAAUGAUGGUAUUUUGGAAGGAGAGCAUAUUGAAAAUGAAUUAGGAGAGAAAUUUUACAGUUUCAAAGGAAUCCCUUAUGCCGCCCCACCUAUUGGAAACCUCAGAUUUAAGGCGCCACAGCCAGUGACACCAUGGCAGGGAGUACGAAAGGCCCUGGAGUUCGGCCCUGUUUGUUAUCAAGCGAUAGAUCUAAUAACACUACAAGUAAAUCCUAUAGGCAGUGAAGACUGCUUAUACAUUAAUGUUUACACUCCAGAACUUAAACCUGAUAAACCUCUACCAGUCAUGUUUUUCAUUCACGGCGGAGGUUUCAUAUGUGGCAGUGGAAAUGACGAUUUAUACGGCCCAGAAUUUUUGGUCAAACAAGGCGUUAUACUCGUCACUUUUAACUACAGACUUGAAGCACUAGGAUUUUUGUGUCUCGACACUGAAGAGAUACCUGGUAACGCUGGUAUGAAGGAUCAAGUGGCUGCUCUUAAAUGGGUCAAAAAUAAUAUCAGCCAUUUUGGUGGAGAUCCAAACAACGUCACCAUUUUUGGAGAAAGUGCAGGGGGUGCAAGUGUUAGUUUUCAUUUAAUUUCUCCUAUGUCUAAAGGAUUAUUCAAAAGAGCUAUAGUCCAAAGCGGUGUCGCAACUAAUCCAUGGGGAUUGCUCUUUCAACCACGAGAAUUGGGUUUGGCUUUAGCAAGAAGUUUAGGUCAUAAGUCCGAAGAUGAUGCAGAAUUGAAUAACUUUUUCAAAACGGUCCCUGUAACAUCUUUAAGCCCUGUCCAAGUAAAAUUGACUACAAUUGAAACUGAAAAGCCCGCUUUAAUUUUAUUUGGCAUAGUAAGCGAAAAGGACUUUGGAGGCAAUGAAAGAUUUUUCUAUGGUGACGUACACGAUGUGGUACGUAAUGGGAUUCAUGAAGAUGUAGAAAUCAUGGUCGGGUACACGACUGACGAAGGCCUCAUAACGUUGGCUCAUGUCGGCCAAAUGUCUGAUGUAUUCAACAAAAUUAACACCUUUGCCGAUUAUCUGGUUCCGAGAGACAUUCAAAUCAACUGUAAGUUAGCUGAACAGAUUGAAGCUUCGAAGUGCGUCAAGAAAUUUCAUUUCGGUAACGAAUACCCAACCGAAGACAAAUGGUACUCCUUUCAGCAAAUCUUGGACUUUGAAAUGUUCAAGCAUGGUCUGAUUCAAUUUGCAAAGUUUUCCGCAAAUCAGAAACGGAAAACAUUUUUCUACAAGUUCGCUUGUAUAUCAGAAAGAAGCAAGUUCGCUCAAGUCAUCGGUUUGGGUAAACUCAUCGGAGACAAGGCAGUGACUUGCCAUGGAGAUGACUUAGCAUAUCUGUUUCCUGAACAAUUAUUGAACCACGAACCUUUAACAGAUUUUACUAUGAAACUCAUUGAGACCACAACCAAACUUUGGACUAAUUUUGCUAAAUUUGGUAACCCAACUCCUGACGACUCUCUUGGGGUCCAAUGGGUUCCGUUCACUGUGGAAAAGCAGGAGUACCUGAACAUCGCCAACACGCUGUCAUUGGAAGAGCAACCGGACAGAAAAGAAGCGAAGUUCUGGGAAAGUCUUCAUAGGAAAUAUGUGCCCAAUCAUGUUUUAUAAAGAAGAUUGGAUUUUUUUUAUAAGAUAUGUUAAAGAAAUUGAGAAUUUGUAAUUCACUGUAAAUGAGUUUUCAUAUAACCAUAAAAUCUGAAUGAUG